This is a messenger RNA of Mercenaria mercenaria, 914 nucleotides long. RefSeq lists its product as uncharacterized. Bases 146 to 844 code for a protein of 232 amino acids. The record is from RefSeq and is a predicted model, not a curated record. NCBI's taxonomy places the organism in Eukaryota, Metazoa, Mollusca, Bivalvia, Venerida, Veneridae. The transcript is spliced from 6 exons.
CUGUCUGGUCUACAUAUUGAGUGAAAGUUUUAUUUUAACUAUCAAUAUGCGCACAAGUCGCUUUAAAAUAGCCUGAUAUAAGGCUUUCAUAUCGGAACUUAGUCUUAUUUGUGGAACGUUGUCUAUUCUGCACAGUUAAGAAGAAAUGUUGAAGUUUUUAUGUUUCGCGGUGCUUGUUGCCGCGGCAAAUGCUAUAGCUUGUACGCCAGAAUUCUGUCAAAUGGUCCGAUGUGCUGCCGUUGACGCCACAAGCUGUAAAGGUGUGGUGAAGGCAAAUGGAGGAAUGUGUGGAUGUUGUGACGCAUGUAUAACUGAGCUAGCGGAAGGUGAUAAAUGUAUGAGCAUUCUGUUCCUGGGUGUUCCUCAAACUGUACAAUGCGCUGAUGGACUGUUCUGUGACCCCAAAACUAGCACAUGCAAGAGUUCAAUCUCGAAGAGAGAUCUGACCCCGUGUGCUACCAAACUAGCAGCGGUUAACGCCAGACUGGCCGCCCAGCCAAUGUUGCUCGGUCUAGAGAAGCCCCACUGUGAGGAUGACGGCACAUAUAAAGGCAUGCAGUUCGCUGGUUCCCAGGCAUAUUGUGUGACAUCAAAUGGAACGAUGAUUGAUGGGUAUAUGGUGAACAGAUGGGAGACCGGGGAUGACAUGAACUGUCAAUGCGCCAGAGAACAGUAUGCGUACAUGAAGACAGGUCUGAUAGGUAAAAUGUUCUACUGUGACAAGAACGGUAACUAUGCAUCAAUUGGAUGCUCGGGAUCUGUGUGUUACUGCCAGGACAAGAUGGGAAAGCAAGUGGGAACAUCCACUGUCGGCAUCUGGGAAAAAGACUCAAUGAAUUGCUAGAGAAGAAGAUUAUGCGAUGUCGACAUCUAAACCAGAUGGGUGUAAUAUGUCGCAGAUAUGAAAUAAAAAA